AAGCUCAAGUCAAAAACAAAUGGCCGAACCGGCUGAUGUGUUGUAUUUUGAUUAGAUUUUGAAACAUACAACAUAAAUAUUCAUUUUUUGUUUAUUGUAUAAAAUAACAUUUAAAAAUCCCUUUCGUAUUUAUUAAUAUUUUUGUGUGAUUACUCUUCAAGGGUACUGUGAGUUCUUCAUCUAUCUUCCAAGUGAAUUCCCUCAGUAUGAAUUAUAUUUACAGAACUUGAAGGAAGUAGAGUACUAAUCAUUUAUGAAUUCUACAUUGUUAUUGUAAAAUGUAACUUACCAAAGUGGGUAACUGAGUGAUAUAUUUAUUAAUACAAAAUGUGGUUCCUCUACCUUCUAAGUUGGAUUGCUUUAGUAGUCCAGAUACUCUUUAUAACUGUUGCAAUUGCUGCUGGAUUGUAUUACCUAGCUGAGCUUGUUGAAGAGUAUACAGUUUUAUCCAAAAAGAUAAUUUUAUGGAUGACUUUUUGGACACUGGGCUGUUACAUAUGUUUCCUAAUCUUCGAAGAUUUGCCACUGCGAAUGGUGGUUUGCGGCAUUAUCAGUCAAGUCGCACAUCUUUAUAUUUUGCAGACGUUUCCGUUUGUCGCCGUUCUCUCUCCCGCAUUCAUAUCGGCCAUUGUACUUAUCUUUGUCAACCAUUACUUCGCAUUCCAGUACUUUAGCAGUGUGUACUAUUCAUUUUCAGAGGUAAUGGCGUAUUUCACUCUGUGCUUAUGGCUUGUGCCAUUUGCUCUAUUUGUGUCAUUAUCUGCCAACGAGAAUGUGUUACCAACAGUGGCUGAGACUAGACCCCUACUAGGGGGCGAUAACGAUCUUGUCAGCAACUAUUUCUCAAGAAAAAGCAAAAAAUACGGACUUCUAAGUCUGUUUACGUAUGCCAAGCAAUCUAUCCUACCGCAACGGAGUAAGAAGGCCUUCUGAAAGCAGCAAACUUCAAAAUUUAGAAACAAAAACUAAAUAUAAUUUUAAAAACUUUGAAAUAAACUAAGUCCCGCAUCACGUCACAUAAAGCAGCACAUCUAAAAUAAUUUUAGAUUAGAUUUGAUAAGUAAUAUAAUAGAGAAAAGAUAACACAAGAGGAUAAUCCCAUGGUAUAGGGCAUUUAAGUUCCAAUUUUACUUUCCUUGCCCUAUUACCAUAGGUAAGGAAAGUAUUGCCUUCCGAAAAAAAUUCAGGUACCCCAAUUUUCAAAUUUCUAUACGUUUGAAGGUCCCCUGAGUCCAAAAAAUGGUUUUUGGGUAUUGGCCUGUAAGUGUGUGUGUGUGUGUGUGUAUGAGUGUAAGUAUGUCUGUGUACACGAUAUCUCAUCUCCCAAUUGACGGAAUGACUUGAAAUUUGGAACGUAAGGACCUUACACUAUAAGGAUCCGACACGAACAAUUCCGAUUGAAUGCAAUUCAUGAUGGCGGCUAAAAUGGUAAAAAUUAUGUUAAAAACUGGGUUUUUCGUGUUUUUCUCGAAAACGGCUCCAACGAAUUUGAUCAAAUUCAUACCUAAAAUAGUCAGUGAUAAGCUGUAUUAACUGCCACAUAUCUGUAAAAAUGUCAGGACCUCCGCCCCAUCUAUGCAAAGUUUGAUUUUAGAUUUCUAAUUAUCAGGCUUCAGAUACAAUUUGAACAAAAAAUUUCGAGUGGAAAAGAUUAAGCAUGAAAAUCUCUACAAUUAAUGUUCAGUAACAUUUUCACCUAAAAUUGAAAAUAAGCUCGAAAUUCGAGAAAAUGUGAUUAUUCAAUUGCAAACUGUUGGCAACUGUUGAUUCUAUUGAAUCAUUCACUAUUCAUCUCGGGCCACUCCCGUGUUUCGGAUGGACACGUUAAGCCGUCGGUCCCGGCUGCCUAAAAAGCAGUCGUUAGGUCAUGUCAAAGGCCCUGAAAUUGAUCAGUUGCGACCUGAAAACUCUGACACCAGACCUGAGCCAGCCUGACACCAGACCCACCAGUGUGUCUCCAGCGUUAUUGUACUGUCACCAGCUGGCUAAGAUCUUUGAAUAGUGGACUUGAGAUGCGCAUGAACACUAGCGUCAGGUGAUCAAACGGCAAGGAAAGUUGUGUGAGUGCGCCACACCAAAUUUUUAAUGUUAACUCAAGCUGAUAGUCGAAGUAGUUGUUUUUCGUGAAGAUACUGUAUUUGACGCUUGUGGUUUCAUACUGUGUUGUUCUUACACUCUCACCCCAACAAAACAGUAAUAAUAGACAGUGUAGUCGACAGUAAUUGGCUUGAUUUAACAAGAAAUCGGCUUGAAAUCUGGAACAUAAACUAGUCUACCUAUACCAUGGGAUAUCGUCUUGUGCUAUCUUUUGUCUAUGACAAUAUUGGCCCAUAUGAAUAAAACCAGAGCAAAUGCUCAUGAGCAAAAGCAUUAAGCAAAAGGUUUUGCUCAUGAGCAAAAGCAUUUGCUCAUUUUUGAAGCUCACGGAAGCGCUAAAUAUGCAAACAGGGGGCACCGCUUGUGUUUGCGUCGUCUGCUCUAUUUUCUAUAUUUAUGAAUACAGUUUUUGGUUAGUUGAGUUUAGAAUUUUAAAAUAAUAGCGUGAAAAAAUAUCAUCUCUAUAAUAAUCUUCAGCAUAUUCUUAUAAUCGUCUACACUCUCAUAUUCUUAAAUGCCUAUUUCCUAUUUUGUGAUGGCUAUCUUUAUAACAGGUAGCUUUUGUAUUUAUUCUUUUGUAGGAAUAAUGGUGAUAUAAUAUAUCAUAGUUGAAUCUAAAAAGAGUUUUAUAGUUUUACACUAUUGGUUGUGAUAGUAUCUGGUAUAGUUUCCUCUUUCUCAUACGAAUUAGUUGAGCCAUUUUACUAUGAGCAAAAGGUGAUAAGCUGUUCUAGACUAGACUCACCUUUUUUGAAGCAUUUGCUUCAAAAGUUGAGCAAAUGCUCUAGUUUAUUCAUACAAUUUUGAGCAAAUGCUCAAACUAUUCUUUGAUGAGCAUGAGCAAAAGGUUUUGCUCACGUUUACUCAUAGAAAAUGAAGCAAAUGCUCCAUAUUUUAGAAGUAUGAGCAAAUGCUCAACUUUAUUCAUAUGGGCCAUUGACUCCCGCAGCUAUGCGCUUAUACUGUAUUCAGUAGCAAUAAUAUUCAACUGUUUUGUAAAUAAAGUAAUUAGCAGUGUUUGAAUGUUGAUAACGUGUAAUUAAACGGUUUUUUACAAGUA
Nilaparvata lugens (brown planthopper) is the source of this 3157-nucleotide messenger RNA. RefSeq names its product protein TEX261. The transcript is spliced from 5 exons. Lineage: Eukaryota; Metazoa; Arthropoda; Insecta; Hemiptera; Delphacidae. The record is from RefSeq and is a predicted model, not a curated record. Bases 328 to 933 code for a protein of 201 amino acids. Gene Ontology annotation, molecular function: COPII receptor activity. Gene Ontology annotation, cellular component: endoplasmic reticulum membrane; COPII-coated ER to Golgi transport vesicle; Golgi membrane. Gene Ontology annotation, biological process: endoplasmic reticulum to Golgi vesicle-mediated transport.